Hypomesus transpacificus is the source of this 3934-nucleotide messenger RNA. Its product is annotated as protein FAM83B-like. NCBI's taxonomy places the organism in Eukaryota, Metazoa, Chordata, Actinopteri, Osmeriformes, Osmeridae. The record is from RefSeq and is a predicted model, not a curated record. Gene Ontology annotation, cellular component: cytoplasm; membrane. The transcript is spliced from 5 exons. Bases 189 to 3050 code for a protein of 953 amino acids. Gene Ontology annotation, biological process: epidermal growth factor receptor signaling pathway.
CGCCCAUCCUGUCUUGCUCACUUUUCUAGUUUUCAUCUGUAGUUUACUGUGGAGUUUCCAGAUCUUUUCUAUAUGUUGAAUCAAAGUCACAAGGCGAUAUCAAAUGUAACUGGACCUUUGUCUGUUUCUGACCAUGAAGUGAAAGGGUAUAUCUGUUGCACUUAGAAGGGCUUUGGUAAGUAGAAUCAAUGGAGUCAAGUCUUUCUUGUCUGUCAUCAUUGAAAGAGGAGGUGACUGCAGGGGAAUUCAUUCAGCCACACUACAAGGAGUCCUAUCGGCUUGCCAUUUAUGCCCUAGUCAACAAUGGCAGAAAUGCUUAUCAAGAGUAUCUGAAAGCUGAGAACAUUUUUGACUUUCUAUCAGAAGAGGAACUGCUCUUCAUUCAAGAAAAUGCAAUGUUACCGGCUCCCGAUGAUGACUUGGAAGUUAACAAUGAAACUGAAGAAAAAAGUCCAUCAACGUAUUUUCCCACAGAGUCGGAUGAGGAGGUGCCUGACCUCGACCUUGGAUGGCCUGAGAUUAUCCAUGAGAACACAGAAACAAAUAUCAGCCUGCUUUUCAAUCCACCCAGACAAAGCUCACCAACUAUCAAAGAGGUGAUUCGUAAACAAAUCCAAGAGGCAAGACAGGUCAUUGCAAUAGCAAUGGAUGUCUUCACUGAUGUAGACAUCUUCAAGGAGCUUAUCAGUGCCACAUUUAGAGGAGUGGUCGUCUACAUUCUUCUGGAUGAUAUCCAAUUCACAAGUUUCCACACUAUGGCUGAGAGGUCAGGCGUUUGUAUCAAAGAUCUCAAGAAUGUCCGAGUUCGAACUGUGAAAGGUCAGCAAUAUCAGUGUCGGUCUGGAGCAAAGUUUAAUGGAGCUUUGGAACAGAAGUUCAUACUGGUGGAUUGCAGAACAGUGUUGUAUGGGACGUACAGCUUCAUGUGGUCCUAUGAAAAGAUCAACCUCAGCAUGGUUCUAGUGAUCACUGGGCAGCUUGUGGGAUCAUAUGAUGAGGAGUUCAGAAGACUAUUUGCCCGCUCUACUCUUCCAGCUGCACUUUCUCAGGAAAGUGUGUUCCUUAGGGAACCAGUGUCAGUGUACAGCCCUAACUCCAGUCAUACCUCACUCCAUCUGAUUCAAAUGAGAUCUAGAACACAGACCACAGGUUUGAGUACCUUUACGGGACAACACAAGGAUGAAAGAUACGAUGGGCCCAAGUUAACCAGAGGCUUAAGCAUGCAAGACAGACUGCAUCACUCUCACCAUACAGAGUCUGGGCAACUGCUGAGAGGGCACAGCUAUGCUGGAGAGCUGCAGAAAGGUAAUUUAACAACUCAACUGAGGACAAGAGAUAUUGGGGCUUACUGUGUCCCUCAGAGACGAAGGCCCAAUCAAUGUAGUAGCAACGACGCACAGACAGGCAAGAUGAGUCAGCCUCUCCACACACAGAGGACUUGUUAUAGCACUGACAAGUAUGUGCUUCCAUUCAACUCAGAGACCUCUCUAAACAGGUGGAAGAUUGACUCAUACCUCAAUAACAGUGACCACACAUUGGCUGAAUCAAUUGAAAGCCUGCAUCAUACGGACACACUGCCAGAGAUUAAGAGGAACCCAAUUUCACCAUCCCGUAUGAAAUCAUCUCUGAUUUUCAAUAGCUAUCUGCAAGAACGGUUGAAAUCACCCAUGCACAUGUGUGAGGACACACAAAUGUUACCACACAGUAUUCAAAGUGUCUCAGCUGACAAACAACCACAACUGCCAACGCCUCAUAGGUGGAUGGACAACCAGACUAGAAUGGAACAGUUAAGGCUGGAAAACAGAAAUUAUUUGCACCAGCAAAGAGAUUUUGCCACUAAUAAUCAUAUUUCUGGGGUUAGUCAAGAGUCUCUCAAGUCUGCAUUUUCAGCUGUAGAGAGACAUAUAGAGAAGCCAACAGUAAUAAUUCUGGAAAAGAGUCACAGUAUAAAUGAGUUGGAAAACAGCUCAGCUCACAGUUUUAAACCAGAGCCAUCUAGCCAUGGACAUGGCUUCACUUCAGGGGAUCAACCUGAUGAUCAGAACAGAUUGAUAGAGACUGAAAGAAACCAGAAAUUUACAACGGAUCUUACAGAAAACCACCGAAGUAUCUCUCAUUAUGACAUCAAGACCAUAUCAGAAAAAAAGCAUCCUGAGUCAUUAGAUUGGCACCAGCCUCCGACAAGGACAACAUCAACAGCUGACCUGGGAAUACAGAUGAUGAAGCCUUCACUUAAAUCCUCAAACUUCAGACCCACCUGUCUUAAUGUGCAGGACUCUAGAAUUAUGAUGUCUUUGAUUGGCAUUCCAGAGGAGAAAGAGGGCCAUGUAAGUGGUAGUAUUGUUUCUUAUAACCAGCUGGGCAGCUACUCAAGUUUAGUUUCCCUCGCAGAUGACAGAGGAAUGUCAGUGAAAGAGGAUAAACCACUUCAUGUGAUGAAUUCAAUCAGAUCCAAGACCGCUAAAGAAUCCCAGCAUAUAAAGGCUGAGAGGGUAGUAAUGGUAGAAAAAGCAAUACUUGAGCAAGAUAAUCCUCUUCAGAGGAAGAAUUCAAUGAGAUCAAAACUUUCUGCUAUUUUUCGAUCCGAUGAACAAUUCAAAGAGGAGCCAACACUCCAAAGAAAAAACUCUAUGAGGUCAGGAACUUCAUCUGGAUCAAAGCAUGGUAUGGUUCUUGCUGACAGUGACAAGGAGCAAGAAAACUGUUCUGACUCAAGGGCCAAAUUAUUUUCAAAUCCCAUCGGUAAUUCAAAUGUAGAUCAGGAUAGUCUGGGUUCUGGAAUCACUCUUCCAGACCCUGUAAGAAAGAAGGCUUACAGCAGAUUUGAACAUUUUCUGUCAGUUGAAAAAAGACCUUCAGAACAUCCAAUGCCAAACAACAGAGAAGUACCUUCUUCAGAAAAAAACAAAAACACGUUUUUAAGUGGCUCAAGACAAGGUUCUGUUUCUGCUGCAAGCAACUAUACAACCUACCAGACCCAAACGUCUACUGAAAAUAAGUUUGGAAGAUUCAUGCAACGAGUAGGAAAUCUCAUCAACAAAAAUAAGUAAAUCCAUUCUGGGUACCAAAUAGUCAAACAACACAUAAAUAUUGCGGUGACCAAUAUUUCCAGUUAGUAACAACAAAAUGUAAAAAUGUUCUUAUAUACUAAUGUAAUAAUUGGACUAAUACGCGGUUCCUAUUGGUCCAGUGACGUUCUCAAAAGUCAAUAAAUCCGUUUAUUGAUCUCCCGAAUGUUCGCAGAGGUCAAUAAACGUUUUUAACCAACCAGAGAGUUGUUCUGUUCAGUUGUUGAUAUGUUGCCUUGGAGAUGUAGUGACGUCACCAGUGCAAGUGCCGCUGAUUGCUCUGACAACAUGGCGUCUGCUCCGGAUUCGACGUGUUUGAUUGGGAACUUCCCACGUAUAAUGUAGUAUAUAAGAAACCAAAUGUUUACUCUUCGACAGGUCAGCAAACGCUUUGUCGCCUCGAUUUGUUAAAACGAUUAAACGACUCGACCUACGGUCUCGGUUAACAAACGUUUUAACAAAUCUCGGUUUACAAAGGUAAACAUUUGCUGUUUAUUUGUGGGAUAUUAAUUUCUACAAUGAAUGCAUAGGAUUCUUGACAUUAAAGUAAGACAUUUUAGAGAGGUUGUGGAGUGGUCUAUUAAAAACUACAAAAACCUUUCAGUUUCAUUAUUCAAUAUCUCUUGUAAGUCUUUUCAAAUCCGCUUUCCUGAUGUUUCUGUGAAUUUUUCUUUGAACGGUUCAUGCCAUGUUUUUGUAUCAAUGUUUCUUAUUUUAUGCAUGACAUUUGGGGAAUGUUGUUAGUUUUGUAUGGUUUAGAUUUAUAUGUAUAAGGAGGUCUGCAAUGUGUGAUGCAUAUUUCUUUUACAAAGUCGUCACAUUUGGUCUUCUAUCACAGCUGAGUGAAUAAAGUUUUCAGACUGUUU